This is a messenger RNA of Rhipicephalus microplus (southern cattle tick), 2385 nucleotides long. Its product is annotated as flavin-containing monooxygenase 5. Gene Ontology annotation, molecular function: N,N-dimethylaniline monooxygenase activity; NADP binding; flavin adenine dinucleotide binding. Lineage: Eukaryota; Metazoa; Arthropoda; Arachnida; Ixodida; Ixodidae. The record is from RefSeq and is a predicted model, not a curated record.
AAGUGGCCCGAUUUACCGGGCCUCCGAGACACAGUUCCGCGGUCGCGUGGUGCACGCGCGCGAAUACCGGAGGGCGUCCAUGUUCGAGGACCGCCGCGUGCUGGUGCUAGGCAUGGGAAACUCCGGAGGGAGACAUCGCCGUCGAACUGAGCUACGUAUGUCCGCAGGUGUACAUGAGCACCCGACGGGGGACGUGGGUGGCUCCUCGUCUAGCACCCGGUGGUCUUCCCAUGGACGUGACCAUGUGCACCCGUGCUUUGAACACGGCUCGCUCGCUGCUGCCUUUCGACAUCGGCGCUCGCACCUUCGAGAGGGUCCUCAACAGCCACUUCGACCACAAGAUGUACGGCCUCAAACCGGCGCACCACGCCAUCAACCAGCAGCCUUUCGUCAACGACGUGCUGCCUUCCAGGAUACUCACCGGGACGGUCCAGAUUCGUGGCAACGUAUCCCGGUUGGGCCCAGACUACGCCGAGUUCCGUGACGGCUCGCGGGUCGUCAUCGACGACGUCAUCGUAGCGACGGGCUACUCCAAGCACUACCCGUUCCUGCCCCCCGAGGUGGCUCCGUACGUGCUCGAUGACCGCGUCGAGCUCUACAAGUUCAUCUUUCCCGUGGGGGACCCGAGCGUCGCCUUUGUGGGACUGGUGGAGCCCAUUGGCGGGUUCUGGCCGGUGGCCGAGAUGCAAGCACGCUACGUGGCCCGAGUGCUGUCCGGAAAGCUACAGCUACCAGACGUUGAGAGGCAGAGGAAAGAGGCAGCACGCAGAGCGUCUGCUUUAGCAAUCGACAGCGCCCGCUAUGCCGCGCAGGUUCAUUGGAUAGCGUACAUGGACGAGCUGGCCAGCAUACUCGGAGUGAAGCCCAACCUGAGCCGUUUGGCGAUCACAGACCCAGUGCUUUACAAGCGAUGCGUGUUCGGGCCCUGCUUACCUUACCAGUUCCGGCUCGAGGGACCGCAUUCGUGGGAAGGUGCUCGCGAGGCGGUUCUCGACUUCCCCAAGCGCGUAGCCUCCGUUCUGACUCCCCACACGGCGCCCGAAGAGACAAGCCUUCGCAGAGCCACCGCUGGAGCCAUCGACAUAGCAGCCACAUGCACAGUCAUGAUCCUUAUAGCUUACGUCCUUUCGCUGGCCAUAUGAAAGGACGUAACGUGACGCGUAUUUCCAUUAACUAAUGUGAGGAGAGGAGGCUGAUAUAACUGCGGCCAGAUAUUGCGUUGCAUAUGCGUUAGCAUCCAAUUGCUAGCCCGAGUGGUGGUGGACCUGUUGAACGUAAAACGCGGCGUGGAGAAGGACAAGAUAGACGUGGGGAUUGCGUGAUUUAUGGGAGCUUUCUCCAAUGCUCAACGGAGCUGUUGUUGUUUGUUUGCCAGUGCUGCUUUUCUCCCGUCGUUUUAGAGGGUCCAAUUGCUCCCCCUGCUGGAGUCGGACUACCAGGCGAGCCGCUGACAGCAGUCCCAUACAUUUUCUCACAUUAAAUCACAUCUAGAUUGCGAAGAAUUGUAACACACGAAAGCUUGACAAUUUCGGAUGUCGCGGCUGUCCCCUUUAACCACUGCAUGACCACCUGUUGGGGGGAAAAACUGCAGGUGAAAGAGCACGGUGGCUAACACGUUAAGGAGGGCACACUUUUUUGUGAAGCUACCAAGAAAGCAGCAAUACGGGAGCCAAGCCAAGACGGGUAAGACGACCGACCAAAACCAAGUGAACUUGGUGGAUUGAGGCUACUUUCUGCACCAUGAGCUCAUCAUUUCAGCUGAACAGGCGCUUUGUGUAACAUUUUCAGUUUCUAGUCGCCCAGAAGUUGGAAGCCAUGAAGCAACUCUUCGGAAAGUGCCACAUCGACCUUGGUUAGCGCUGUAUCACAUUUAUAGGUUGCAGUUCUUGAAAGAAGACAUGAAUUACAUGUUACGAUAAUAGGCUAGAUGACGAACAUCGUUGCGAUGGCAGCUGAUUUCCACGUUUCCGCUUCAGAACUGACAAUGACAUGAAGUGUGUGUGUCACUUAUACGGGUCCGCAAUUCUCGUAUGUAACUAUGCAGUGUUACAGUUUUUAUAUUAGUAAAUACUGUUGGCCAUUUAGUGCAGCUUUAUUGGGAUAUAACCCUUGUAAAAUAUAGCCUAUAUAGUAAAGGUGCACGUAAAAUAAAUUAUUGCCGGUGCUAUUAUAGACCGCAUGGACGGGUCGUUUGCACACUGAGGUGCACUUCUGACCCUAACGAACAACGGGACACAUAUGAAUGCCUCCUAAAAACGGUCUGGUGACGCUGUGUUUGGAUAAGCACCGAAAAGCGGGAUACCGUUCCGACAACGUUAUUACAGAACUGCUGACUGUUUGCCAGCUUUUGUUUUUACGCCAAUUCGCGAUGAUCACCUUUUGAUU